AUGGGAAACAGCAGUGGGUCGUCCAUAGAGGAACUACAAGCUUGUGAGAGUCAUCAGUGGUACAAGAAGUUCAUGACAGAGUGCCCAUCCGGACUUCUAACGUUUUAUGAAUUCAAGCAAUUCUUUGGCCUGAGGAACCUGUCGGAUGCAUCGGAUGCCUAUGUUAAGACUAUGUUCACAACGUUUGACAUGAAUGAUGAUGGCUUUAUUGAUUUCAUGGAGUAUGUGGCAGCUCUGAGCCUGGUACUGAAGGGAGGCGUGCAGCAGAAGCUGCGCUGGUACUUCAAACUUUAUGACAUAGAUGGGAGUGGAUGCAUCGACCGGGACGAGCUGCUCCUCAUCAUUAAGUCAAUCAGAGCGAUCAAUGGAAUCCCCUGUGAGAUGUCAGCAGAGGAUUUUGCCAACAUGGUGUUUGACAAGAUCGACAUCAAUGGAGACGGUGAACUUUCCUAUGAAGAAUUCAUGGAGGGGGUGCAGAAAGAUGAGAUGCUGCUGAAGAUGCUAACAGAGAGUUUGGACCUCUCACACAUUAUACAAAAAAUUCAAGGAGAGAUAAAAGGGAUCAAAUGA
Molecule: messenger RNA, 570 nt
Organism: Cheilinus undulatus (humphead wrasse)
Lineage: Eukaryota; Metazoa; Chordata; Actinopteri; Labriformes; Labridae
Gene: guca1ab.2
Product: guanylyl cyclase-activating protein 1
Exons: 4
Coding region: 1-570 (189 amino acids)
Biological process (GO): positive regulation of guanylate cyclase activity; visual perception
Cellular component (GO): photoreceptor inner segment; cone photoreceptor outer segment
Molecular function (GO): calcium sensitive guanylate cyclase activator activity; calcium ion binding
Source: RefSeq, a predicted model, not a curated record